Molecule: messenger RNA, 2040 nt
Organism: Pelmatolapia mariae (spotted tilapia)
Lineage: Eukaryota; Metazoa; Chordata; Actinopteri; Cichliformes; Cichlidae
Product: coagulation factor XIII A chain-like
Exons: 15
Coding region: 1-2040 (679 amino acids)
Biological process (GO): peptide cross-linking; blood coagulation, fibrin clot formation
Molecular function (GO): protein-glutamine gamma-glutamyltransferase activity
Source: RefSeq, a predicted model, not a curated record
AUGACUGGUCCAACCGCUGAAACCCAGAAGGGGCGCUACGCCAAGCCGCUGCCGACCUCCAACCUGUCAUAUUCAGAUGGUGUUCCAGAAUUUGAACCUUUUGAAGGCGUUGCUGAAUCUGAGGUCACGCCCAGAGCAUUUGCACCUGGUGGAGUGUUACUGGAGGCUCUGAAUAUCAACAUGUGUCAGGACGUCAACAAGCCGAAGCACUACACCACUGACUACUACAUGCAGAACCUGGUGGUGCGCCGUGGUCAGGAGUUCGUCAUGCAGGUGACCUUCAGCCGCCCGCUGGCUCCGGAGGACGACUUCCACAUCGAGUUUACGAUUGGCUCCGAUCCUUCGCCCAAUAAGGGCUCCCUGGUGAUGGUGACCUUCGGUAACCGUGGCAGCAGUUCGUGGUCAGGCCGGAUUCUGCAGUCUCAGGGUACAUCUGUGAUGUUCGGCAUCACACCAGAUGCCGCCGCCAUUGUGGGGAAGUUUCAAGUGUACGUGGCCAUCUCCACUGGCAUGGGCAUGCAGCGCACCAAGAGGGACCCCACCACUGACCUGUACCUGCUGUUCAACGCCUGGUGUCCAGACGAUCACGUGUUUCUUCCUAAUGAAGCAGAAAGACAGGAGUACGUCCUGAAUGAUGAAGGGGUGAUCUACCAGGGUUCAUCUAACUCUGUGACAGAGCGUCCAUGGACAUAUGGGCAGUUUGAGCGCGGCAUUUUGGACGCCUGUAUCUUUGUUCUGGAUGCGUCUCAGACGCCAGUCUACGACCGGGGCAACGUUGUCAAGCUGGUCAGGGUGGGAUCUGCCAUGAUGAACUCUCAGGAUGACAACGGUGUGAUGGUUGGGAACUGGAGCAAUGACUAUUCCAUGGGCAAACCCCCGACGUCUUGGACCGGCAGCACCAAAAUCCUACUGCAGUACGCCAACACCGGAGUCCCGGUCUGUUUCGCUCAGUGCUGGGUGUACGCUGGAGUCUUCAACACCUUCCUCAGAUGCCUUGGCAUCCCAGCAAGGGUCAUCACCAACUACAAUUCUGCUCAUGACAACACGGGCAACCUGAAGACUGACCUCAUCUUCAACGCUGAUGGCACGCCAGACAGACGCAACACCAGGGACUCCAUCUGGAACUACCACUGCUGGAACGAGGUGAUGAUUAAGCGUCCUGAUUUGCCACCCGGGCUGGAAGGAUGGCAGGUGGUUGACUCCACGCCUCAGGAGACCAGUGACGGCUUUUUCCGCUGUGGUCCAGCACCGGUCAUUGCCAUUAAGGAGGGUCACCUGUGUUACCCGUUUGACUGCGGCUUUGUGUUCGCUGAGGUGAACAGUGACGUGGUCUUCCUCAAGAGAGAUAAGUACGGGGAUCUGACUCCCUUCAGAGUGGACAAGACGUACAUUGGAGAGAAAAUUUUAACCAAAGCUGUAGGCUCACAAGAACAAAACAACAUCACAAACACCUACAAGUUCCCUGAAGGAAGUGCAGAAGAUGAGGCGACCAUGGCCCGGGCGGAGGGGUUCGGCUGUGAGAGGGAUCACAGUGAGACGCCUGUGGAUGACCUGUCUGUCACCGUCAUCGUGGAGCCGUGUGUUAUAGGUCAGGAUGUGCAGCUGGUAGCGACCUUCAAGAACCAGGGUAAAGUCCUCAGAAACGUGACGGCUCACCUGGACUGUGACAUCAUCUUCUACACUGGAGUCGUGGCCAAUCACUUCAAAGACAUUACCUUCGAUGUGACUGUGCUGCCCUACCAGAGUUAUAGUGUGCCGUUUAAGAUCCCAGCUUAUGAAUACCAGUCCCAGCUGAGCUCUCAGACCUGCCUGCGCUUCAUUGUGAGCGGACAGUCUGGUAACCUGCAUGUGCUUGACUUAAAGGUGCUGGAGCUGCAGACCCCGGACCUCAAAGUGACGUUGAACGGGGAGCCUCUGCUGAACCAGGAGAUGGGUGUCAAAGUUGAGUUCACCAACAAUUUCGGCUUUCCUCUGCGUGGCGUCAAUCUAUCCCUCGAGGGAGCUGGGCUCAUAGGUCCAAAGUCUAAAUACUACAGGUAA